AUGCAGCCGCAGCGCGGUUGUCUGCCGGGAACGAACUGCUGCGUCAAUGUGCCGGCAGAGACGUAUGUGGCCGUGGAGCGGUUUGGGGCCUUCCAGAGAUUGCUGGGACCUGGAUUUGGUUUCGCUGGACUGGACAUCUGUGGAGCUUGCAUUACAUUUCGCGCCAUUUCCACCCGUGUUGAAGAGGAGCACUGCUCAAUAUCUACACAGACCCGUGACCAUGAGUUUAUUACAGCUGAGAUUACCAUCCAGUAUUCGGUGAUACCCAAACAGGCCAAAGAUGCGAUCUACAAGUUGGUGCAUGAAAAUUUCGACGGAUUGAUGCGGUCUUUCCUCACCGGACCAGUAUGCGCAUUUUUAAACAGGCUGAAACUGGAAGAGGUGUUCGGAAGGAAGGACGAGAUGACCGGUUCGGUUCGUGAUCAGCUUUCGGACUACGUGCGCGGCUAUGGGUUCACCAUCCAUCGCAUGGAGGUGACGGAGCUCAAGGUCUGUCCCGAUGUGAUGCACGCCAUGAAUGAGGCCCAUAAACAGCGACGGGCUCGCGACACGGCUGAGCUGACGAUGGCCAGCCAUGCAGCACAGAAAGCCCAAGAGGCUACCGAACUGGCCUCGGCAUCGCGUCUCCGGGGCGAGCGCCUGGCAGCCGAGUGCUCUGCCAUCUUGGAGGGCCUACAGGAUCCCCAGUGCAAGGACGAGCUCUUCAGUAGAUUUGAGUCCGUCCAAAUCGAGAGAGCGAUCCGGGAAACCAGCGCCCAACCUCUCCCAGAUGAUAUGGAGAACAUCCAGGAGCUUCUGAAGGAGCCGGAUGACAGCGAGGAUUCCUCCUUGCUUGCGAGCUCCCGCGUCGCCGGGGUAGUUCUUGGACGGUCGACCCCUGGCCUUGGACCACCACAGAACCUUAUGCACGGCUGCACCGCAGGGCCGGACUGCGCAGUGUUUGCCAGGCACGCCGCCUUCUCCAGCAAGAGGAGUUUGCAGGAGUCCCUGGAUAGGUGCGGCGAGCUCGAGGCGAAAUGCCGCAAGCAUGAGAAGGAAGACAUGAAAGAGUGGGGCUUCAGUGCCGGAGAUGAAGUUGAGCUCAGGGGCUUGUCGAAGCUGGAGCUCAAUGGCCAGCGGGGCACCGUCUUGCCCCUGGAAUUCCCGGAGCAGGCUCAGCAGCUGGGGCGACUGGCGGUGAUGCUGCACUCCGGCAAGCAGCCGUGGCUGUCUCUAAAAGUGGGGAAUCUGCACAAGAUCAAAGCCGAGAUCAACACAGGAGGAGACCUUGGCGCGGAAUGGUCUGCGUCGCUGCACCCCGGUGCAUCACGGCCCCUGCACGCGGCGGCCACUCCGGGUCGGGAGCUCGUGGUCAUGACCCUGAACAUGCAGUACCUUGCAAGCUUUCCCCAGGACCCGCGUCGGCUGGUUGAGAUCACGUCUACUGAAGGCUUGGAAGGGAUCGACCUUUUCGGCCAGGCACGGCACCCAGCACAUCUUCUACUGUUGGUUGACCGGAUGUUCACCGUGUAA
Messenger RNA from Symbiodinium necroappetens, 1512 nucleotides. NCBI's taxonomy places the organism in Eukaryota, Dinophyceae, Suessiales, Symbiodiniaceae. The record is from the annotation of a GenBank genome assembly.